UCUUCACCAAACUCAAAAGCCAAACACCCCUCUCUAGUUUCUCUCUCUAGUUUCUCUCUCAACACACAAACUCCACUCUUCACCCACCUCAGAGAGAAAACCCAUAGCCCACUUAUAUACACACACUCUCUCAGUUAAAAAUAAAAAUAAAAAAACUAGGGGAAAAUUAAAUAACAAACAGGGGAGGUAAAAACAGAGCACCUAAAGCAGAGCAAAAAUUCUCCAACUUUUCCAUUUUUCGAUUGAAUUCAUCUCAAUUCUUUGUUUUUCGAGGUGGGUUUUUUCUCAAUUGAUCUUGGUAAUGGAUUGUUGGACGUCAUCUGUCAAGGUGGACGAGGAAUUUCAGAAGUUGGUCCUGCGUAUGAACCCACCAAGGGUUACGGUGGAUAAUACAUCAAGUAGAACAACAACUUUGAUUAAGGUAGAUAGUGCAAAUAAGAGGGGAAGUUUGUUGGAGGUAGUUCAAGUUCUAAAUGACAUGAACCUAAUUAUCAGAAGGGCUUACAUUUCUUCUGAUGGAGAGUGGUUUAUGGAUGUGUUCCAUGUCACGGAUCAACAUGGGAAUAAGCUAAUUAGUGAAGAUGAUAUUGCAGAAAAAAUUCAACAGUCACUAGGGCCGAGAGCACGUAGCUUCCGAUCAAGAAGAUCAGUAGGCAUGCAAGCUGCUGUGGAGCACACAACCAUUGAGCUUACAGGAAGGGACAGACCAGGGUUACUCUCUGAGAUCUUCGCGGUCCUAACAGACCAUAAAUGCAACGUUGUGGCAGCCGAAGUGUGGACCCACAGUUCAAGAAUGGCAUCAGUUCUCUACAUCACAGAUGAAACAACAGGGUCGGCUAUCUAUGACCCUGAUCACCUUACUAAGAUUGAAAAUCUUUUACUAGCGGUUCUUAUGGAGGAUCGCAACAAAAGGAGUGCUAAUACUGUAGUUUCUGUUGGAGGGACUCAUACUGAGAGGAGGUUACAUCAGAUGAUGUAUGCUGAUCGUGAUUAUGAUAUGAUGAACUUGAAUGGUGUAAAUCCUACUGGAUCUAGCCAUACAAGGAAACCUCUUGUUACAGUGGAUAAUUGCUCUGAGAGGGGGUAUACUGUUGUGAACUUGCGUUGUCCGGAUCGACCUAAGCUUCUUUUCGAUACAGUUUGUACUUUGACGGAUAUGCAGUAUGUUGUUUACCAUGCCACACUCAUAGCCGAUGGCCCUGAAGCUGCUUAUCAGGAAUAUUACAUCAGGCAUACUGAUGGAUGCCCGAUUAGCUCGGAAGCAGAGAGGCAACGCCUAAUUCAUUGCCUAGAGGCUGCUAUAAGUAGACGAACUUCUGAGGGUGUAAGAUUAGAACUAUGUAGUGACGACAGAGUUGGUCUUCUUACUGAUGUAACUCGAAUAUUCAGAGAGAACGGGCUGUCAGUCACCCGGGCUGAGGUAUCAACCCGCGGGUCACAAGCUGUGAACGUAUUCUACGUGACAGAUUCUUCGGGAAAUCUGGUGAGAAGCGAAACAAUAGAAGCUGUUAGAAAAGAGAUUGGGUUGACAAUCCUCCAAGUAAAAGAAGAUGAUUACUCGAAAUCUCCUCCACAGGAAACUGCAAGGUUUUCAUUAGGAACUCUGUUCAAAUCAAGAUCAGAGAAAUUCCUCUAUAACUUGGGACUCAUAAAGUCAUAUUCUUAGAAACAGCUUGUUUGUUUGGUUAAAGGAGUAGUAGGCAUUAUUAUUAGCCCACUGUAAAUGUUCCCUCACAAUUCAAUUUAGGUUUCGGCUGAAAAUGGCAAGCUUUUCUAUAUGUGGAAGAAGCUUUUUAGAUGAGCUUUUGGUUGAUCUUUGGCUCAGCCACAAAAGCUUUUCGAAGCAGUCAGCAUCCACAUUGUAAAGUCAGCUUGCAGUAUAAGUAUAUAGUAAUUGUAAAUUCUGUCAACUUCUCUAGUUUUCUUCCUUUUAAUUGGGAAGAAACAUUGUAAAUACAAAAUUCAUUCAUGUCUA
Spinacia oleracea (spinach) is the source of this 1975-nucleotide messenger RNA. RefSeq names its product ACT domain-containing protein ACR4. The coding region runs from base 302 to 1666 and encodes 454 amino acids. The record is from RefSeq and is a predicted model, not a curated record. NCBI's taxonomy places the organism in Eukaryota, Viridiplantae, Streptophyta, Magnoliopsida, Caryophyllales, Amaranthaceae. The transcript is spliced from 7 exons.